Molecule: messenger RNA, 636 nt
Organism: Callorhinchus milii (elephant shark)
Lineage: Eukaryota; Metazoa; Chordata; Chondrichthyes; Chimaeriformes; Callorhinchidae
Product: calcium and integrin-binding protein 1-like
Exons: 5
Coding region: 1-636 (211 amino acids)
Molecular function (GO): calcium ion binding
Source: RefSeq, a predicted model, not a curated record
AUGGAGACAAGGAGCAUCAUAGUCAACUCCAAACAGUGCUUAGCAAAGGAAUGUGUAUGGGAAGAGAUUGAAUUUGUAGAUAACUGGGUUGCUUUCAGGAAACAUGCUCUACUUGUUGAGGCUAAUCUAUUUGACCACAAGAUAGCAUGUAAAAGAUUUCAAGAACUGGUUCCAGAAAACGUUGAAAAUUUCACUCGAAGUAAUGUGCGAGCUCCCAUGGAACAAAUGAUUCAAAUCAGUGAGUUAAAGGCAAAUCCAUUUAAGGAAAGGAUCUGUAAGAUAUUCUCUACAUCCAAAACAAAGAACGGCAGCAUUUCCUUUGAAGACUUCCUUGAUAUAUUUUCUGCUUUUAGUAAAUCUGCUCCAGUAAGUGUGAAAGCUGAUUAUGCAUUCAAAAUCAUGGAUUUUAAUGGCAAUGGCGUUUUAGAUCGUCAGGACGUGGUCAAAUCCAUAACCUGCAUGACUGGAAAUGAUGUUCACAACAUUCUUACUGACUUGGAAAUGACCAUGAUUAUAGAUAUGAUCAUUGAAGAAACCGAUAUGGAUGGUGAUGGACAUAUAAACCUUGGAGAAUUCCAUCAUAUUGUAUCAAAAAUGCCUGACUUUCCAAGGUAUUAUGAGAUUUUAAGAUUAUAA